Molecule: messenger RNA, 6266 nt
Organism: Lymnaea stagnalis (great pond snail)
Lineage: Eukaryota; Metazoa; Mollusca; Gastropoda; Lymnaeidae
Source: the annotation of a GenBank genome assembly
AUAGAAUAAUGGCUUAUUCAACCAGUAAAAAAUUACUUAUAGGCCUUGGCAUUAUUUGUGCUGUGGUAUGCGGUCAGAUAAUCAUACUAUCCCAAAGUAGCUUCCAAACAAAAGCAAUUGUUAUGAGAGCUAAUUUUGUUGUGAUUAUGGAGACAGUUAUUUUCCUGUUUUCUUUUCUGAUUUGGAGAACUACAGCAUAUAUUUUCGACGCUAGCUAUCUUCAUGAAAGUUUUGCUUCAAAUUCAAAUGGAAACGGUGAUUUAACCAGUGCAGGACUGUUUGGUAGGGGACAAUUAAGAAAGAAGAGCAAGAAUUCUGACAUUGAUCUUUCAACAUUUGACAGAAGAGAAACUGCAUCAUCGUCAACAUUGUCAAUCUCAUUUUUGUGGAAACUAAUUUUGCUUUUUUAUUUAGGAGUAUGUCAUGUCAGUUAUUUCACAAAUUUAUUUUUAAUUUCAAAAGAUCCUCACUGGUUUAGCAUGCUUACCUAUGCUUGUCUAGGAUCUUUUAUCCAACUCAACACUGGCUUAUUAAUGUUCAAGUCGCUCUCUUAUAUAUUGAAAUUAUCAAGCAGACAUAUACACAUUAACUGUCAGCUCACUAGAAAAAAAGUUGCUGUGUUUUCACUUGUCUAUAUGUUAUGUGCCUCUAGCUUAGGUUUAUAUAAGGCUUCACAGCCACCAGUGGUAUCAAAUGUUGAAAUUUCAAUCCAUAAUUUGCCUAAGAACCUGGAGGGAUUAAGCAUCGUUCAACUCAGUGAUAUACAUUUGGGACCAACUGUUGGAUUCGUUAAGCUAGAAAAGAUUGUUGAAAUUGUUAAUGGAAUUAAGCCAGGUAAAUGUUUAAUGAAACACAAUAUUACUGCACCUGUACACUAAAGCUUGUGUCAUUUUUUUUAGAAUCAACAACAUACUGGCUACACAUGAAACAAAAUGAUAUAUACUAUAUAAUAAUAUAAUAUAGCUUAUAUCUAUUAUCUGCGGGGACAGCUUGAUGACACUGGUCUUUGGCUUUAAAAAAUAAUAAGCAACUAAUAUCAGCUGGGGCCAUCGGUUCUAUGGUCCAUAGAUAUUAUGUAUGGAAAAAAAUCAUAGUUUCAUAUUAUUAUUAUAAGUGAUUUUAUAUAGUGUGGUAUCCCAGCCUAUGGUUGGGCUCACCACGCUGUACAUACAAUUUAACAAACAUAAUCAAAAACUUAAAAAAUUAAUUAACAUACAUUAAUUAAAUACCGUAAACCAAAACAAAUGUAUAUUUAAAACUAUUUACUUGUCAAGCCAUAUCCUUCUACUCCCUCUUGCAACCAUACAUUUUUUGACCGCCCCUCCCCUACUCCCUCUUGCAACCAUUCAUUUUUUGACCGCCCUCCCUCCCUAUGAUUUGUUCAAAUGAGCCUCUCACACCACCCUCCCCCCAAAAAACAAAAUAAAAGCAUUUAAAAAAAAAAAAAGUCGUGAUUUAGAGCAGAGCUCAGAGCUAUAAAUUUCUUGGUGCUUUAAACUCCAAAAUUUGAAUAAAUUGAUUGAAAAACAUAAGUUUGUACUUUGUAAUUUUUAAAAGUUAAUUUAUUUAAGUUGAUGCCCUAUCAUUCUACCAACUAUGUUGCCCCCACUCUUCUGCAAGUUAUAAUGCCCCACUCUUUUUUAUCUUUAUUGCCCCUCUCUUCUGGCAGCUACGUUGCCCCACCCUUUUACAGCUCCGUUGACCCAUUUUUUUAACAGCUAUAUUACAGCACAUCGAUGUUGCCCUAUUCUUCAUCCAGCUUUUUUGCCCCCAAGUUUCUACCAGCUAUGUUGCCCCACUCUUCUACCAACUUUUUUGCCCUACUCUUCUACCAGUAAUGUUGCCGCACUCAUCUAUCAGCUGUGUUGCCCCACUAUUUUAAAUCUUUGUUACCUCACUUUUCUACCAGCUGUGUUGCCAUACACCUCUACCUUUUAAGUUGCUGAUACAAGCAUUUUUAUUUUCUAAUGCCUAUUGAAUGAGAUGGUUAAGUGACAAUGAUAAACACAUUUCUUUUAACACUUAGCAGCCCCCUUCAACCACCCUACCCCCCCUUUUAAUUUUUGCUGACAGUGAUUUUUCUGGAGCAGACCUCGGACCAAAAACCCCUGAUCCAAAUCCCUAAUUAUGGUUUUUGAAAAUUUUGAUGCAUAAGUAAAAGACCAUUUUACAAAGUCACUGUAACAUAUAAUAAAAUUGUAACUGACUUUUCUCCCCUUGCCUGUUUGUCAUGGUGAUUUUUCUACAUUCUAAAUAUAAUCUUUGGUUCAGCUGAACAAAAUAAUUAGGUCAAAAAUUGUGCAAAGAAACAUAUGGUGGAGUAACAUGUUACCGGGCUCAAUAUUACUGUUGCGAUAUCUGGAUAGUUCAUUUGUGAAAACUCAAAGCAUUUGUACGACGAUAAUUAAUUUUAUAGCCUUUGAAUAUACCAUGUUGUUCUGAUUAUGAGGCCGCUCCUGAUUAAUAACCACAUUCUUAACUUGAUAUUUCUUAUGGUUGUUCGCAUAUACCAGUAUUUAUAUUUUUAUGUUUUUUUAACAUCUCCAUUGUUGGCCGUUAUCCUACACUCAGAACAAUACAGUAAUUAGAAAUCACGUUCAUAGAUUUUUAGGUGACAGUUAUCCUUAUUAGAUAUUUAUAAAAUUUUAAUAUUCUUUGUAUAGAUUGUCAGAAUUUCAAAUUGAUUAUUGUAGGAUUUAUGCAUAUUUGCAUAUACACAUAUUAUGCUGAGACCUCUCACCAGAGACAUCCAUACAAACCCCUCCUCGCUACUUCUCAGAGCAUACAUAAUAUAUGGAUGACCCCUUAAUAAUUCUGACUGCAACUGAAUGUCAGCCUAUAUUCAAGGAGAACAUUAUCACACUUUCAAUUCCAAAACUGUCAUGUAUUUGGCUGAACAUGAAUAGCUCAUAGGUCCAGAAUCAAAACCAUCCUAUACAACACAACCCACCUAAAUUUAUAUGAGCUAACAUAUUAUCAUUAGCAUCUGGUUUGGUUCAUAUAACACUUAAUUGUGGAGAGUAUAAUUAUUAUGUCCACAGAUAUUGUCGUACUGACAGGAGAUUUGGUGGAUAGUUCGGUUCAACGACUGGGAGGGGCAGCAACCCCACUUGGUUCUGUUAGAUCAAAAUAUGGAAACUUCUUUGCAACAGGUAUACACAAUUGUCAGAUUUAAUCUGUAUUUUAGUUGUUGAUUUGAAUGAUCUAAUCUGUAUUUUAGUUGUUGAUUUGAAUGAUCUAAUCUGUAUUUUAGUUGUUGAUUUGAAUGAUCUAAUCAGUAUUUUAGUUAUUGAUUUGAAUGAUCUAAUCUGUAUUUUAGUUAUUGAUUUGAAUGAUCUAAUCUGUAUUUUAGUUAUUGAUUUGAAUGAUUUAAACUGUAUUUUAGUUAUUGAUUUGAAUGAUCCAAUCUGUAUUUUAGUUAUUGAUUUGAAUGAUCUAAUCUGUAUUUUAGUUAUUGAUUUGAAUGAUCUAAUCUGUAUUUUAGUUAUUGAUUUAAAUGAUCUAAUCUGUAUUUUAGUUAUUGAUUUGAAUGAUCUAAUCUGUAUUUUAGUUAUUGAUUUGAAUGAUCUAAUCUGUAUUUUAGUUAUUGAUUUGAAUUAUCUAAUAGCGGCUAAUUACAUCAGACUUCUUUGGUAAAUCUCUCUGUAAAAUGUUGCACACAAAUUUAUUUAAAUUAAAAUAAAUUUUAUAGAAAUUUAAAUAUUCAAACAAUAUAAUUUAUAAUAUGGCAAUAGUUAAUUGUUCAGGGAUUUGAAAUAUCUACUUCAGAUCUUUAAGAAAAACAAUGUCAGAUGAAAAAUUAAAAAAUACAUAAGAAAGCAAAUAUAAUUCUUGUUGAUGUACGGUAUUUAUACCAGAGACAAAUAAGUAAAUUUUUUUGCAUGACCAUUCUCUAUGUGUAAUCCUAUUUAACAGGUAAUCAUGAAUACUACACUGGGGAUGUUGACAAUUGGUUCCAAGUUAUCUCCAGCCUUGGCUUCACUGUCCUGCACAACAGUCAUGUUGUCAUACCCAGUCAAGUGUCUGAAACAGAAGGUCAGAUAUGUCUGGCUGGAACAGAUGAUGUUCAGGCAGAUAAAAUAGGGUAGGUCUGGAAUGAACUAUUGCUCAAUUUCAUAUGAUAUAAAUAUUCUAUUCAAAACUAACUUAAAUGUGUCUGUAUUUCACAGCUGUAAUCAAUGCUUAGCCUAAUGUUCCUCAUCCAUGUUUAGCCUAAUAUUUGUAAUCCAUAUUUAGCAUAAUGUUUGUAAUCCAUGCUUAGCCUAAAGUCUGUGAUCCAUGAUUAGCCUAAUGCAUGUAAUCCAAGCUUAGCCUAAUGUCUGCAAUCCAGACUUAGCAUAAUGUUUGUCUAAAACUGUGAACUUAUCAUAAGUUAAAAUGGUAUAAUGAAGAUAUUUUCGAAUCAAAUAAUUUCACUUGAGUGGGGAGAAAUAAACCCUUUCAUGAAUAUAAAAUUAUUAGUUUUCCAUCAUCAGAGAAAGUAUGAAAUCAAUAUUAUGCUACAUACUGAUCCAAGCAGUACAUUUUUAUUCACACACCUUAAAUUUAACAUCAGACAGGUGAAAUAGCCACAUAAUGAGAGAUAUUUGACAGUGGAUACAAACUAAAUAAUACAAAAAUUUUAUCAAAUUCUGUUUUGUUUGUGAACUGUUUAUCUAUAAACUGUUGUUAAAAAAAAAAAAAGUUAAGAAAUGUAAAAAGUACUUCCUGCUGACCACAAGAAUAAACACUAUCGAUUUUAAUGGGAUCUUUUAUUAACCAAGGUAUGGUGAUCACAAGUUUGACCUGGGGAGUGCUGUUGGUUCGUGUUCUCAAGAACGGCCAGUCAUUCUUUUGGCUCACCAACCUGCUGCAGCAAAAAUUGCUCUGGACUCAAAAUACAGAAUAGAUCUUGUUCUGUCUGGUAAGUCUAGUAAUUGUUGAGCUAAUAUUCUUUGGAAAUUAUACAGUGCCAUUCUAGCUUGUGUAUUAAUUUUAAGUCACCAGUAAAUUCACCCUUUUCAUCUUAUGAGUCUUGUCAUCUCAUGAGAUUAAGUCUUGUCAUCUCAUGAGAUUAAGUCUUGUCAUCUCAUGAGAUUAAGUAUUGUCAUCGCAUGAGAUUAAAGCUUGUCAUCUCAUGAGAUUAAGUCUUGUCAUCUCAUGAGAUUAAGUCUUGUCAUCGUAUGAGAUUAAGUUCUGUCAUCUCAUGAGAUUAAGUCUUGUCAUCUCAUGAGAUUAAGUCUUGUCAUCUCAUGAGAUUAAGUCUUGUCAUCUCAUGAGAUUAAGUCUUGUCAUCUCAUGAGAUUAAGUCUUGUCAUCUCAUGAGAUAAAGUCUUGUCAUCUCAUGAGAAUAAGUCUUGUCAUCUCAUGAGAUUAAGUCCUGUCAUCUCAUGAGAUUAAGUCUUGUCAUCUCAUGAGAUUAAGUCGUGUCAUCUCAUGAGAUUAAGUCUUGUCAUCUCAUGAGAUUAAGUCUUGUCAUCUCAUGAGAUUAAGUCUUGUCAUGGCAUGAGAUUAAAGCUUGUCAUCUCAUGAGAUUAAGUCUUAUCAUCGCAUGAGAUUAAGUCCUGUCAUCUCAUGAGAUUAAGUCUUGUAAUCUCAUGAGAUUAAGUCUUGUCAUCUCAUGAGAUUAAGUCUUGUCAUCUCAUGAGCUUAAGUCUUGUCAUCUCAGGAUAUUAACCCCUUUCAUCUCAUGUUAUAAUUAUAAUAAUAAUCUACAGAAAAUCCUUUUUUUUUAAAGUUCAAAUAUUGGAAUAAUUUGUGCUGAAACAUUUGACUUUAAUUUGGUGUAUCUGCAAACCUAGAUGCCUUGUACAAAAUAUUUUAGGAAGUAAUUUCUAGAAAAUGCUAUUUUUCUCCUGAAGGUCAUACGCAUGGAGGCCAAAUAUUUCCUAUGAUUAUUGGAGCUUACUUACUGAACCCAUUUUAUGCUGGCUUGUACGAGUACGGUGGAAAAGGAAGAUACGUUUAUGUCUCCCAAGGCACACAGUAUUGGGGGAUCCCCAUGAGAAUAGCAACAUCUAUGGAAGUUACAAGAAUUGUUCUACAUGCAUCUAUACCAUAAAUAACCACUGUUUUGUACUCAUAAUUUAAAAAAAAAAUAGAAUAUAUAAAUAUAGGUGUUGCUGAGCAGCUGUUACAUGUGAUCAAAGAUAUUUCUUUCUAUAUAUUACUAAAAGAAAUAUCCACAUAAUAUUAUCUAAUUGUCUUAAGAUAUUGCAAAUCUUUCAAAGCUAAUUGUGAGUUAAGUUAUUCACCAAAUUUAUUGGUAAUAAUUUAUCUAUCUUUUU